UAUGAGGGUUGAACGCAAGGAGGGUGGUAAACGAGGUCGCAAACCUGGAAGAAAAUCUUCUACUGAAAAAGUAGAUGUAAAAGCUAAAUUAGAACGCAGCAGGCAAAGCGCUAGAGAAUGCAGAGCCAGAAAAAAAUUACGAUAUCAAUAUUUAGAAGAAUUGGUAGCAGAUCGAGAAAAGGCUGUUUUUGCUUUGCGCAAAGAACUUGAAAAGUAUCGACAAUGGGCUGUAGAUUUGGAUGAAGGAAGAGUGCCCGACGGUUUUCAAAGUCAUCUAGAAGAAAUUGGCGCAGUUAAGCAAGAAAAUUUCCUAGCAGAAUAGUACUACAUAUAUUCUAUUACUCAAUUGCAUAUUUUUUAUUAUGAAACAUUAUAUUUGUUAAGAAUUAUUUUUGAAUAUUCUAUGAUUAUUCUAUAAUUUAAUUUUAAUUGAAUGAUAAAGCACCAGAAGCAUGUGCGAGCGUGCAUUGAUAUAUUUUUAGAGUAGAGUAAGUAAAUUCUUUAAUCCUUUUAAUCUAAAAGGAAACUGUUCAUUGCAGAAAUUUAUCUUUUAUUCGAAUCAUAUUACUCUUCAGAAAAAUUGACAAUGUUUAGUUGUCUGCAUAUAUACAGAUUACAGGAAAUUCCUGAAUUCGGUCUAUGUAGAUG
This is a messenger RNA of Ctenocephalides felis (cat flea), 648 nucleotides long. RefSeq names its product cAMP-responsive element-binding protein-like 2. Gene Ontology annotation, biological process: regulation of DNA-templated transcription. The transcript is spliced from 3 exons. Gene Ontology annotation, molecular function: DNA-binding transcription factor activity. Bases 2 to 322 code for a protein of 106 amino acids. The record is from RefSeq and is a predicted model, not a curated record. Lineage: Eukaryota; Metazoa; Arthropoda; Insecta; Siphonaptera; Pulicidae. Gene Ontology annotation, cellular component: nucleus.